Tilletiopsis washingtonensis is the source of this 366-nucleotide messenger RNA. RefSeq lists its product as hypothetical. The record is from RefSeq and is a predicted model, not a curated record. Lineage: Eukaryota; Fungi; Basidiomycota; Exobasidiomycetes; Entylomatales. The transcript is spliced from 4 exons. Gene Ontology annotation, molecular function: protein binding. The annotation marks the transcript as partial.
CUCGAGCACGGCGCCGAGGUGAACGCGAGAGAUGGGGCGAAGCAGUGUGCUAUCCACCGCGCAGCCUCAAACGGCAAGGAUGCCUUCGUCCGCAUGCUGUACAGCCCGCCAGCGCUCAAGGUCGAGGGCAAGCACGAGAAGACACGAGUCAACCCUGCAGAUCGGCUCGGCAACACGCCGUUGCAUCUGGCGCUCGACUCGGGACACGGCUCGACGGCUGUGCUGCUCAUCGACGAGUGCGGCGCGGACCGCGAGCGGCAGAACGUCGACGGCGUCGUGCCCGAGGAGCUGCCGGGCGUUGGUGGACAGGAGCAGCGCAAGCUGCUCGACUAUCUGCGCAGUGUCUGUGGGCCCCGCGAGGGCUAG